Messenger RNA from Durusdinium trenchii, 2018 nucleotides. Lineage: Eukaryota; Dinophyceae; Suessiales; Symbiodiniaceae. The record is from the annotation of a GenBank genome assembly.
AAGCAACCUGUGUGGAUACUUGUUCGCGGCACUCGUGUUUUGCCAAGGAAUAGUUUCCAGGGUUUUGCCGGCACAUGUCCUUGAGACGGCUGGUCGGCUGGGAAGCGGCGCGUGGACCACGUGGACCCAACGGAAGCAAAAUGUCAGGCGUGUGAAACGCAUUCUGUGCGCCAGCUUGGGCAUGCCACAUGCUUCCAUUCGCGGGACUCAUGUGACAUUGACGCAAUUUUUCUAAAUAUAAACAUUGGUUUGCAGCAUUCGUUUUGCUAGGGCAUGCCAGCGCGCAGUGUCCUGGCGUCGUGGCAAGACGCCCGUGCGUACAAUUCAAGGCACCUCCAAAAUCAUCCUGAUGGAGGUUGGGUGCAUCAAUGACAAAGGUUCAGCGGCUUGAACUUUUGUGGUUUCUGCCUGGACGAGGGUUUGUUUGGGAAUCCGAUUUUGCAAAGUGCCGUGCUGAGAUUAGCGUGGUUGUGUUCCUGGCCUGCUCUCAUAGGCGCUCAUAGGUCAUGGGCGCUUCGGCGCAACGAAGCUCUUCAUCGGCAAGGUUGGUAUUCUAGAUAGGUGUUUUUUCCCCCACGGUGAUCAAGUUAAAGGAUGCCGAGGAUGCAACCAUAUGCAACCUGAGUUAUUGGCCGGCCUUUUUUCCUAUUUUUUUCUAAUUGAUUGAUUGCGAACACAAUUGUUGUUCCAUGCUCCGUUCGGCACGUUCAUAGCAGCAGGGCGAACACAGAUGAGGGCCUUGUAUUGCAACCAAUUUGUUUUUUUUCAUGAUGCACUCCUUGACGUGUGUGUUCGUGUAGUUGUUGCACCGAGGGCUCAAGUGAGUGCAGUAACCCCACUCGCAGUUGGAUCGCAUGUAUGCUGAUGAUGGCGAUGUUCCAUACAGUGAACGCGAGGAUUGGAAGGAUGUGACCCCAGUGCCACAAAAUGAUGGGCCACAUCCCUUGGCGGUUAUCCGCUACCCACCUGGCUUUGAGGAGGUGCAUGGUUACUUCCGCGCGAUCCAACAGAAGAAUGAAACCAGCAAGAGGGCCUUGCAACUCACAGCUGAUGUGAUCCAGCACAACUCUGCGAAUUAUACAGCAUGGUAUUAUCGCCGACGGUGCUUGAAGGAUCUUGCCAUUGAACUCGAUGACGAACGCAUUUUCACAGACAAGUGGGCCAGAGACUGCCCCAAAAACUACCAGGUGUGGUAUCACAGAAGAUGGUUGAUUUCAGAGAUCUCAGCGCGCAAGCGAGCAGAACUCAGCCCAGAAGAGGCGGAGAAGGCGAUCCAGUCAAUGGCAAGAGAAGAGCUACAAUACCACUUAGAUUGCAUGCAGGUAAACAAUGACUACAAAAACUACAAUGGGUGGUCUCAUCGUCAAUUUAUCUUGCAGCAGUUCAAGCUGUGGCAUGAAGAACUUCCUUUUGUGGAGCAGCUUUUGAGAGAGGACAUUCGCAACAAUUCAGCAUGGAACCACAGGUUCACCGUGGUCCGCAAUCAAACUUGGCCACUGACCGAUACAGUGCGGACGCGGGAGAUCAACUUUGCAUUGGAAUCCAUCCGAAAAUGUGCGAACAAUGAGUGCGCGUGGAACUAUUUGUCCGCCUUCCUUGGCGAGGGUGAUGGAAAGGUGUCGUGGACCUCAGUUCCAGAAGUGGAAACACUUUGCCGUGAGGUUCUGGAUGUUGCUGAGCAGCAGCACACCUCGUGCCGCUUUGCGUCACAAGCUCUCGCCGACAUUUUAGAGGCCAAAGGCGAUGUCACAGCAGCAGUGGCCCAGUACGAGCAUUUGCAGGAGAUUGACCGUAUCCGAGAGAAAUAUUGGCGGUGGAAGGCAGAACUUCUAAGACAUAAGGCAGGCUGAACCCCGCCAAUAGCACAGAUAAGCUCGCGGAAAAAAGGCGACCUGUUAAAUUCAAUGUUAUUCCUUCAAGCAGCAGCAGCUCUUGCUCACUGAGCCACAUAGCAAGCAAUGGACAGAUUGCACAACUGAUUUCAGGCUUCAGUCUGUUCACUUUUUUGUCGAACACAG